This is a messenger RNA of Mesorhabditis spiculigera, 891 nucleotides long. Lineage: Eukaryota; Metazoa; Nematoda; Chromadorea; Rhabditida; Rhabditidae. The record is from the annotation of a GenBank genome assembly.
AUGGCCUCGCGGGUGCACACCCUCUUCAACCUCGAGCUGAUCAUGUGCGUCGGCUCGUACUACAUCUACCAGCGCUACAAGGCGGCCAUUGUAUCCUACAACGAAGGCCACCACCGACCACUAAACCGGAGAUGGACCCAAAUCUGCCCGGCCGACGUGUUGAAGGGCGCCUUGUUGAUCUUCUUGGCCUGCGGACAGUCAGCUUUUGCGUUUUACAUGGUCCGAGGCCAAACCGAAGUGUCCACCGCCGCCCUGCUGUGCCUCAUCUGCUUGGCCGGUUACCUGCACCUCUUCAUUCUGCUCCUCUUCUCCGAUCUCGUGCUCUUCAUCUCCUACUUCUUUGCCAAGGUCACGGGCAAAAUUGAGGAAGAGGGCGGAAUGUCGAGCUUUUGCGAGAAGUACCGACUCUCACAAGUGCUGCUGGUGACCAUCGUGGCCGUGUCGUUGAUCAGCGUCGGGUUGUAUCGUACUUUUACACCGCCCUCGGUCGUUGACGAGACGUUCAAGACUACGAAAUUCAAGCCCGGCUCCGAACUCCAAAUCGCCCUCCUCAGCGAUUUGCAUAUCGGCCCAAGCGUCGGCCGAAAGCGAGUGCAAACCAUCGUCGACGUGGUCAACAGCAUUAAUCCGGAUAUCAUCGCCAUCAGUGGUGACCUGGCUGAUGGAUACGUCAAGGAUUUGGGCGAGGCGGCCAAGCCACUGUGCGAGCUCCGGUCGAAAUAUGGCGUGUACUUUGCGACCGGAAACCACGAGUACUACCACGGCAACGUCGAGGAGUGGUUCACGUUCCUGCGCGGCUGCAACAUCAAGGUGCUGCACAACGAGAACUUCCGAUUGACGACUGGGAAGGGUGAAUCAGUGUGCGAGCUAUUUAUUGAUGAUCUAACACGU